Messenger RNA from Onychomys torridus (southern grasshopper mouse), 801 nucleotides. RefSeq lists its product as uncharacterized. NCBI's taxonomy places the organism in Eukaryota, Metazoa, Chordata, Mammalia, Rodentia, Cricetidae. Gene Ontology annotation, molecular function: serine-type endopeptidase activity. The record is from RefSeq and is a predicted model, not a curated record. The transcript has 6 exons. The coding region runs from base 1 to 801 and encodes 266 amino acids. Gene Ontology annotation, biological process: proteolysis.
AUGAAGGCUGUACUUUGGCUUUACUGUGUUUUGUGUUUUGUUUCCUACUGCAGUGCAGUGCCCCAAAUAUGGAGUCUGAAUUCAGAUUCAUUGACUGAAAAUCUACCAUCAUCAGAUGCCUCCAUUGAAAUACCAUGGCUGGCAUCUAUGCCUGAAAAUUGUCAGGGUAUUGUCCUGACUCCAUGGCUGAUUCUUUCUACAGCCAACUGUCUGAAGAAAUCGAAACUGUCACACCUGGAUAUUUCAGGAGUGAAUGACCCAGAAAGCAUCCCACAUGGCCAAAAAAUCUGUCUCCAUCCAAAGUUUGAUCCUCAGGAUGAAAACGACCCACUAAAAGCAGAUAUUGGCCUGGUCAUUCUGGAAGAGCCUCUCUAUGGGGAUGAAAUACCACUGUCUCAGUCCCCUAAUAUAUCCCUGAAGGGCUGUUCAAAGUGCCAAUACAGAAACUGUGACGUGUAUCAAUACCAAAGUAGCAAGAAGCUUGGAACCACCAGAGUAAAGAAGAUAGCUGUGCAGCUUCUGGACUUCUCAACAUGUCACCAUCAGCAUUCAUAUCUAGAGAAGAGUGAGGGCAUGUGCAUUCAGAGUCAACCACGGGAAGAUUGCUGGAUACAAAGAGCCAGUCCUGUUCUAUGUUUCCUAAAGAACCACUGGGAACUCAUGGGCCUCGUACAUAAGACAUCAAGGAUAUGUCAAAAUCCCACAGUCAUCGUUAGAACAGCUCAUUACUUUGCCUGGAUAAAACGAUUCAUCAAGACAAUAAUCCUGAUAAAUCUUUUGAUAAAAUCAUGGCAGAUGUAA